Papilio machaon (common yellow swallowtail) is the source of this 1806-nucleotide messenger RNA. RefSeq names its product facilitated trehalose transporter Tret1-2 homolog. The record is from RefSeq and is a predicted model, not a curated record. NCBI's taxonomy places the organism in Eukaryota, Metazoa, Arthropoda, Insecta, Lepidoptera, Papilionidae. The coding region runs from base 158 to 1783 and encodes 541 amino acids. Gene Ontology annotation, molecular function: transmembrane transporter activity. Gene Ontology annotation, biological process: transmembrane transport. Gene Ontology annotation, cellular component: membrane. The transcript is spliced from 4 exons.
ACGUCACUAUCCUUGUAGUCGCGUGCUGUGCGUACGUUCCGUCAGACUCCGUCAGUCUGCAAAUUGUAACAUUCGACGACGAACGCGUCAAUUUAUUAAUUUGUGAAAACAUCGAACGAAACAAGUUUCAGUGAAGAAAAUAAGUGUUCAGAUAGAAAUGGGAGGAGAUCCAGAAACAAAUGAAAACGUAAAAACACAGAACGAACAAACAGCAGAACACAAAGAAAUAGACAACACUAACGUAAAUGAAACUAACAAAGACAAUGAAAAUAGUACAAAAGAAUCAAAUUAUAUACAAAACAUCAAGAUCUCAAACUCAAGUAAUGGUCUAGCUUUGACAGAUAAAGAAAACAAGUUAUCUCUGACUAAAGAAGAAACCUUACUUACCGAUUCAAAAACUGUCGUCAGAUUUUCACCAGCAUGGAAACAGACUCUAGCAGCUUCGGCGGCCAUUUUGAUGACGUUUUCAUCCGGCUUGACAUCUGGGUACUCCGCCAUCUUGCUGCCUCAAUUGAAGGAACCUGACAGUGUCAUACCCUGGGAUGAAAGCACUGCAUCAUGGAUAGCGGCGAUGGCUGCGCUCCCGAUGGCGCCGGGCUGUCUUCUUUCGGGCUGGAUGAUGGAGAAGUUUGGCAGACGUAACUCACAUUAUAUAGUCUGCGCACCCUUGCUAGUCGGCUGGAUUCUCAUUGCCUGCGCCAACAACCUUCUACUGAUGCUCAUAGGGAGAUUCCUGACCGGUCUUUGCGUCGGUCUGCUCGGACCUUUAGGACCGGUCUAUAUUGGAGAAACAUCUGAACCGAAAUUUAGAGGAAUCUUCCUCGCUGCUGUGUCACUAGCAAUUGCAGUGGGGAUCCUAGUAGCGCAUUUGAUAGGAACUUUCAUUUCUUGGCAGUGGACUGCAGUUAUAUGCUGCUUGUUUCCAAUUCUCUCAGUGAUUUUAUUAAGUACGGUGCCCGAGAGUCCGACGUGGCUGAUCUGCAGAGGUGAAGUGGAAAAAGGAAUCAAAUCUUACUACUGGCUGAGAGGUUACAGCGAAGAGGCAAAGGCGGAAUUGCAGGCCGUUAUAGAUAAACGAAAGCAAACUGAUUCAGAGCCAGUACCAACCUGGAGAGAAAAGAUAGUAAACUUGAAGAGUCCGGAGUUAUUAAAACCUUUAGCUAUUAUGAUUAUAUUCUUCAUAACUUGUCAGUUUUCUGGCGUGAAUGCUGUUGCAUUUUAUUCUAUAGAAAUAGUUGAGAAGGCUGUCGGGAAAGGCAUGGACCAUUAUGUCGCCAUGUUGGCCAUUGACGUGCUCCGGACAGUUAUGUCUGUGGUCGCGUGUGUUAUCUGCAAGCAGUAUGGAAGGAGGCCAUUGUGCUUUAUCAGUGGAAUCUGGACUGCGCUAUCAAUGAUCGGACUUGCAUUGUUCCUAUAUUUCACUGAAGGCAAACCUACAGACAUGUCGUGGUUACCAUUAUCAUGUUUAAUGAUAUACAUUUGUGCUAUAUCCAUCGGGCUGGUGCCUUUACCUUGGAUGAUGUGCGGUGAAGUAUUUCCAACAAAAGUCCGAGGAUUAGGUUCAGGAAUCAGUUCAGCCACGACGUUCCUAGCUUUCUUUGUCGUUGUUAAAACUGCACCGGGCAUGAUGUCUAAUUUAGGAGAAGUUUUCACAUUCCUGUUUUACGGUAUUGUAGCGUUUAUCGGAACUGUUAUUUUGUACUUUAUUUUACCAGAAACAAAAGGAAAAAGUUUACAAGAGAUAGAGGAUAAGUUUAGAGGUAUUAAAAGCAACAAAGUUUAAUGAUUAUUAAGUUUAAGUAAAUU